Molecule: messenger RNA, 1287 nt
Organism: Blepharisma stoltei
Lineage: Eukaryota; Ciliophora; Heterotrichea; Heterotrichida; Blepharismidae
Source: the annotation of a GenBank genome assembly
AUGAAUUUUGUAAGGCUUGGAAAAUUAGAAAGAAAAGUGCAAAAGCUCUGCUUAAAGCUGCACCAAGGACUGUUUGAUAUGGUAACUGAUAAUUAGCAAGAUGACAGCGACGAAAGCAUGAUGAGUGUUGGAGAGGUAAAAGAAAUCCAUCCCUUAGAAGCUAUGGCUCAUGUAACAGAAGCAAUUAAAGAAUUGUUAGUGCUCAAGAGGAGUUUAAAAACUUUCAAAGAGAAUGAAAAUUUUGAAACAACUAAGAACUACCAAAAGGCACUCCAAAAAUUAGAAGCUGAAGUGAGAGAGCACUUCAAAAUCGAAAGCCAACUGAAAUUAUAUAUUGAUAGCACAAAACAAAAAAUAGAAGAUAAUAAAAAAUUGCUAGACAGAGGUGCAGAUGAAUUAGAUAAAGAAAAAGAGAUACUUAUGAAAGAAUUAGCCACCCUAGAUGAGGAAGUUUCUUUACUCCCCCCUCCGUGAGCAGAUAAAAAUUUUAUUCGCUCUGAAGGGGGUUUUUUAAACUCAUAUAUAAAUUUUAUAGUAAAUUAUUUUUCGAAAUAUUUUAAAACAAAGAAUUAGCAAGAGAUUUCAUUAUAAUAAUUCGCUUGCCAGGGUGGGUUUUUACCCCAAAAAUAGUAACUUUUCCGAUAGUUUUGCUAGGUCACGGAGGGGGAGUUAGCAAAAAAAGCGAUUGUAUUGCAAGAUACAUUAGACCAAGGCGAAAUUUUAAAAGAGCCAGAGUCUGAAGAUGUGAGCAGUCCGGAAUCAGAAAAAGCUUUAAAAAUUGUCGCAAAAAAUAAAAGUUUGGAAAUCGAGAUUAAAAAGCUUCGCGAACAAAUUAAAGAGCAAGAAUGAGAAAACAAAGAAAUUCUUCGACAAAAAAAUGAAGCGAAAAAAGCUUUAGAGAAGUAUAGGUCUGGACAGUAUAACCCAGAGCUGUCCAUAGCUGAGUUUUAUAAGCUGAAAUUUGAAGAAAAAUGCUUGGAAUCCAUAGAGCUUCAAAGAAAAAUAAAGGACAUCCAAUCUGAAAAUAAAAAGCUUCUCUCCUAUGAAGUUCGUGUAAAUCCCCAUAAGAAUUCUUCAAGAUCCCAUUCUCCGAUGGACGCAGAAGUUUCCGCAACUGAUCGCCAGCGAAGUAUUUCUCCUUUAAUUGCAACUAAAAAUAACCUUUCACAAUCCCACAAAAGGAUUCCACGCAACACUUCAGUUGAAAAAAGGAGAAGAACUCCAUCAGCAGAAAGAAGAACUCAGCAGUCCUAUAUCACCAAUUAUAAAACUAAUAGAGCUUUAUAA